UAAUUUCUGAAAGGCACACUCCUUUUUAUACUUUUACAUUUUACCUCCCAUUUUUGCACUUCGACAAUUCGAAAUAUACAUUAUUUCUACACCAUAACAUCCGUAUUCAACUCCUUCUCGUCUGAAAAAGCAGAUAAGUCAUCAUGGACCGUUCAAGACCCCGAACAUCUCGUCCCAGAAGACGCUUAGAACCCCUCAUUGCUAAACCAAGACCUCAAGAUUCCGAAUCUGAUACAGCAACCGAGGCAGAUGCUGUGAAAAUAGUUCGACCUAAAACAGCUUUUGUUAAACCCUCUACUAGUUCAAGGAAUUGCAGUGGCGUGCGGGGAGAAGAAAAAUUUCUAUCUGCUCGUAGCUCUUCAGGAAAUGAAACAGACACUGAGACUAUCAAACCAAUUUCUCCGCAUGAACUUUUUCCUAAAUAUGCACCUCGAAGGAGUUCCAGUGGCGUCCGGGUAGUACAGGCAGAAGAAAAAUAUUAUUCAUCAUUCGAUUCAACUGGGACGGAAACAGAUACUGAAACUCUCAAGGCUUUUUCCCCUAAACAAUUUAAUUCAACCCCAGAGCCUGCAGAAUACACCAAUGAAAUCGUUUCUCCUGAUGAGGAAGCAGAAUAUUCCUCAGAUUUUGAGUCUGAUGGAGCAGAAACUGUGAUAACAGUCCCUCAGAAGCAAAAAUAUUCGUUGCCUGUCCCACCAAUGAGUUUUAGCGAUGAACGGUCUGUUGACAGUGAAGGGGGUUACUCCCCAACUGCAGAAUCUGAUGAUGCAGAAACGGUGGUAUCAGUUGCUCCAAAACAAAAAAGGCCACUGAGUGUUGAACGAUCUCAAACAUGUUUGAAGGAUGAACUACAAAAGGUACCAAUUCUCAACUUAGACGACCUAGAUAGUGUCAGUGGAAAAUCAUCUGUUAUGCUGAAAUCAACACAUGGCUACACUGACCUAAAACUGAAGAAUCACAAGGGACGAGAUUCUUCAGGGUCUCGACUCGCUGACCAAUUGAAGAAAAUCGACUCCAAAAACAUGCUUUUCUUCCCAUCGAAGAACUUAACACGUAUGAGCGUUGAAAACAUUUACGGACCUGCCACAAAUAAGCGAUCAUCCUCAAAGCUUCGCCAAAGUACAGAAUCCCUCAAAUCCACAAGCAAUGUCAGCAACGACAAAAUAAUUCCACCAAAAACGCCCCUGGAGAAAGACACCCCUCGACCAGCUGCUGCCAAGAAAGUCGACAAGCCACUUGAGCCUACCGUAAAGAAGAACGAACCAAAAAUCUUGGCACCCCUGAUGGUUAAAGGCAGGCUCGAUAAGAAAACCGAGAAAAAUCGACCUACUGGCCCUGUUAAGCCGAAGCCCUUUAUGGCUUCAGGCUGUGGAAAAGGGAUUCCACCCCUGGAGAAUCUUCCCAAGCCCAAAAUUGGAAGGCUACCGGCGUUUCUUUUAAACCGAAAGAAAGAAGCGGAAGAGAGUUCAUUGAAGUCUGGAAGCCUAAAUACUCUGGAAAACAAGGAGAUCAAGCCUGCAAUACCAAACCCGACCCCAAGAAGUAGUAGACCAAGUGAAGACUUAUUCACGAGAAACCGAAUACCCUUGAGGAAGCGAGGCUCCCAAAGUACUAGUAACCUGAUUUCGAGUAUGGCUUCGCCGAAGAUAGGUACAAAUGAGCUAAAACCCAAGAAGAGCGUGACUUUUGAUCUCCCUGACGCUGAAAGUACCGCCGAAGAGGAAGCAGAAGAAGAGGAAGCAGCGGUUGAGGAAGAAGAUGAGGAAAUUCCAAAGGGGCCCAACACUACCUAUAUAGAUCCUUUACGGCGAAAAUUCAAAAAAUAUUUCGAAAAAUUACCCACAUUUGACGAAGGACCCUUACCUAUCACUGAACCAUCACCCCUUUACCAACGCAUCAAGAAUAUAGGCUGGGAUUAUUCCAGAUUCACCCCGAAAAAAUCCAGAUACCCCGUACCAACAAUACCCUAUAAUUUCCUCGAUCAAUACUUGCACAUAUUCGAGAACAAUCUAGAACGAGCUGCCGUUCAUAUGAAGUACGGCAGUGUGACAGUUUGUACAUGCGACCAAAGUGGCGAUGGUUCAGAUUUCUGCGAAAAACAUGUCGACCCUACCAGACUGCAAUACUACCAAGAGGUGGCUGAAGUGAUGACUUUCAUUUUAUCCGUACGAUACGAGGUGCCACACUAUGACAAAGCUGAGAAGAUGUUGGAGGAAAACUACCCUUUCAUAUACCAUGGUUGUAUACUCAAUAAGCCUAACAGACUAUCCAUGGAUUAUCGUGUAAGGGAGGUCAGAUGCAAAGCUGAAUUGGUAGCAUCCUGCAGGCGCGUUUUGGAGGAGGAAGAACUCCUUGCAGAAUUCACACAAAGUGAAGAGAUCAUCGGUAAAAAGAGAGAUAUCCGCAUCAGUGGACGCAUGAAGGAUGUUGAUGAAGAUUUCGAGUUAUCUUACACCUUCCUGUUCAUGGAGUAUCCGUAUCUGUUCAUCCAACUUGUGCAGCAGAUCGAGUUCAUGCCCUUGGCCAUCGAAAGAAAGAUCAUUGGCACUCGUAGACAACAAAUAGUGGAUAAGGCUAACUUGCCAGACGAUAAAUUGCAAGAGCAAGAGGAGUUGUACAGGGCAAAAUUGCAAGGAGAUGAAUAAUUAUUUUAUAUUGCUAUAUUUUUACAUUGAUAUACAUUUACUGUGAUGCCAAAUUCCUGUGAUCAUGAGUUUCAAAUAAAGACUCAUUUCCUCGUUCGUA
Coccinella septempunctata (seven-spotted ladybird) is the source of this 2745-nucleotide messenger RNA. RefSeq lists its product as uncharacterized. The record is from RefSeq and is a predicted model, not a curated record. Lineage: Eukaryota; Metazoa; Arthropoda; Insecta; Coleoptera; Coccinellidae. The transcript has 14 exons. The coding region runs from base 144 to 2645 and encodes 833 amino acids.